Molecule: messenger RNA, 1338 nt
Organism: Cetraspora pellucida
Lineage: Eukaryota; Fungi; Glomeromycota; Glomeromycetes; Diversisporales; Gigasporaceae
Source: the annotation of a GenBank genome assembly
AUGGCCAAUACGAGUCGAAGAGCUAUAGCUCAACAACUAAGACGCACAUGUGAACGAGAGUUGCAAAUAUGUACAAGUGAGCCAAAUAGAAGAGCUAUUGCUCAGCAAGAAAGAAGAGAACGCGAGAGAGUCGGGAAUACAGUAAAUCAAAGGGCGGUUUCUCAACAGGAAAGAAGAAGGCACGAAAGAAUAGAAAAUACAAUAGAUCGUAGGUCUAUUGCACAACAAUCAAGGAGAGAACUUGAGCGAGCGAAAAGAGCACUGUGUAUUCAUUGCGGUGCACUCCAUUGGUUAGAUGAGCGUAUUGUAAACUCGCCAAAAACUAACCCAAAAUUUGGGUCAUGUUGCAGGCAUGGAAAAGUUAUUCUUCCUCUUCUCCAUGAUCCACCUCUUCUUUUGCGGCAGCUUUUUGAGGGUCAAGAUGAGCAAUGUAAGGAAUUUCGUGCAAACAUACGCCAAUACAAUGCAGUACAUGCGUUUACUUUGCUAGGAGUAAAUAUUGAUCAAACUAUUCUUAAUGGGCGUUCUCCGUAUAGCUUUCGUAUUCAUGGUGAACUGCGCCACCGUUCAGGUUUACUCCUUCCAGAGUCUAGCUUGAAUGCAAAUUAUGCGCAACUUUAUAUUUAUGAUCCAGAUAUUGCACAUCAAAUAAGGAUGGGACGAAACAAGAAUUUACAUACUCAAACAAUGUGGGAAUUACAAGAAAUUCUUCGGGAACAUCAUGCGUUUUAUCCUAUAUAUCAACAAGCUCAUGAGAUUCUUUCUCAAGUAUGUGAAGAAGGUGUAUCCGAAACUGAUUUAGCUGUUCAUCUUCAUUUCAAUGCAGCAACAGAUCGACAUCGCUAUAAUCUUCUCACAUCAAAUGAAAUAGCUGUUAUUUUACCUGGUGAUGGAUCGGAGCCAAAGGCAAUGCGUGACAUUGUAAUUCGAUUACGUGGAGGACCACUAGAACAUAUUCACGAAGCUCAUCCAGCAUAUUUACCACUUCAUUAUGUGCUUUUUUUUCCACAUAGAGAGCUUGGUUGGCAUGCGGAAUUGCAUCACACUUUAAUAGAUGAAUACGGACAAUAUAUUGAAGAUCAGAGUAAAGCCUCACGCCUGACGCAGAUGGAUUUUUACUCAUUUUGUCUUUUUUCACGUCAUACAGAGUUUUCGACAAUUCUUCGAGGUGGGAAGUUAUUGCAAGAAUUUAUGGGCCUCGCAGAUGCAUUAGGAACUAUUGUAAAUGAGGAGAUAAAUUUGAAUAAUCUUGGGCGGUGUAUAAUCCUUCCUUCAACACAUAUCGGAAGUGCAUGUCAUAUGUUUGAGAUUUUUCAAGAUUCUAUGGCUAUAACCUGA